AUGAGCGGUGCCCCCGGUGGGCCCCGGCCGAGGACCCCGCCGAGCCGCGGAGCCGCGGCCGCCCCGUCGCCCCGGCCGCCCCCCGCCGACCCGCUGCGCCAGGCCAGCCGGCUGCCCAUCCGCGUCCUGAAGAUGCUCAGCGCCCACGGCGGCCACCUCCUGCACCCCGAGUACCUCCAGCCGCUCUCCUCCACGCCCGUCAGCCCGAUCGAGCUGGACGCCAAGAAGAGCCCUCUGGCACUGCUGGCCCAGACCUGCUCGCAGAUUGGCAAACCCGACCCACCCCCCUCCUCCAAGCUCAACGCUGUGGCCGCCGCCGGGCUGCCCACCGCCGAAAAGGAGCCCGCCGCCCGCCCUGCCACCCUGAAGCCACCGGGCAGCGGGGACACGCCACCCGAGGACAAGUCAAGCUUCAAGCCCUACUCGAAGGGCAACGGGGAGCCACGCAAGGAAGGUGGCACGGACAAGGCCGGCUUCCGGGUGCCCAGCGCCGCUUGCCCACCCUUCCCACCCCACGCCGCCGCUUCUCCCGGCAGCUCCCGUGGUGCCUCGCCGCAGCACACCGACCCCAAGGGCCCCGAGGAGAAGAAGGAGCCUGAGGCGGCCAAGCCCAGCCCCGAAGGGACGAGCGGAGGGCUGGGGCGUGGGGUGACAGAGGCUGGGGCGCACAGCGAACCCCCCUCGGGACGCAAAUCGGAGCCCCCAGCCUUGCCGCCUGCCGGCCAUGUGGCCCCCGUCUCGCCCUACAAGCCAGGCCACUCCGUCUUCCCUCUGCCGCCUUCCAGCAUCGGCUACCACGGCUCCAUCGUCGGUGCCUAUGCCGGCUACCCGUCACAGUUUGUGCCCGGGCUGGACCCCACCAAGCCGGGCCUGGUGGGCAGCCAGCUGCCAGGGGCACUGGGGCUGCCGGGCAAGCCGCCCAGCUCCAGCCCUCUCACCGGGGCGUCGCCGCCCUCCUUCAUGCAGGGAUUAUGCCGGGACCCCUAUUGCCUGAGCUACCACAGCGCCUCGCACCUGGGCUCCAGCAACUGCUCCAGCUGCGUGCACGACCCUGGCAGCCUGAAGAGCGGAUACCCCCUGGUGUACCCCACACACCCUCUGCACUCGGUGCACACCACACUCUCCUCCAGUGGCACCCCCAGCCUGCCGGGCCACCCCCUCUACACCUACGGCUUCAUGCUGCAGAACGAUCCCCUGCCCCACAUAUGCAACUGGGUGUCUGCCAGCGGACCCUGCGACAAGAGGUUUGCCACCUCGGAGGAGCUGCUCACCCACCUACGGACCCACACGGCCCUGCCAGGGGCGGAAAAACUCUUGGCAGGUUACCCUACCUCCGGGCUGGGCUCCGCGGCCUCCUGCCACCUCCACCUCCCGCCCGCCGCCCCGGGGAGCCCCAACACGUUACCGGCCUCCCUCUCCUUGAGGAGCCCACACACUUUGGGACUCAACAGGUACCACCCCUACGGCAAGAGCCAUUUGCCCACGGCCGGUGCCCUGCCGGUGCCCUCCUUGCCGGCCGCCGGACCUUACUACUCUCCAUACGCUCUCUACGGCCAAAGACUAACUUCAGCUUCUGCACUGGGAUAUCAGUAA
Molecule: messenger RNA, 1593 nt
Organism: Indicator indicator
Lineage: Eukaryota; Metazoa; Chordata; Aves; Piciformes; Indicatoridae
Gene: ZNF703
Product: zinc finger protein 703
Exons: 2
Coding region: 1-1593 (530 amino acids)
Biological process (GO): negative regulation of DNA-templated transcription
Cellular component (GO): nucleus
Source: RefSeq, a predicted model, not a curated record